Molecule: messenger RNA, 3619 nt
Organism: Chelmon rostratus (copperband butterflyfish)
Lineage: Eukaryota; Metazoa; Chordata; Actinopteri; Chaetodontiformes; Chaetodontidae
Product: ceramide transfer protein-like
Exons: 18
Coding region: 565-2514 (649 amino acids)
Biological process (GO): ER to Golgi ceramide transport
Cellular component (GO): Golgi apparatus
Molecular function (GO): phosphatidylinositol-4-phosphate binding
Source: RefSeq, a predicted model, not a curated record
AAGAAGCCCCAGACGUUAGUCGAACAUGGCGUUGAGCUGGAGAGCUGUCACCGGUCAACAGAGGAGAACAACCGCUGCCACGGCCUCAACGUUGCUCUGAGAGUCGGACUACCCGUGACCGUCUCAGCUCCGUUAUCUUCGUUUUUUACCCGUUUUUCUUUUUUAUCCCACUUCUGUGAUUCAGCGGACUGACGGCUAAUCUUAGAGUCAGCGAGGUUACCAUCUUAGCUAGCGCUGAAACGGACGGUUUGACCACAGAAUGUGUCCGCCUGUUUAGCUAACGGCGGUUAACGUCCGCGGUGGCAGACGCCAGCGAUCGAUCCCGUCACGAGCUCUGCUGUUCGAGUGAACUCCUGCGCGUGCACUCAGACCUAUUAGCCAGUCGAUAAUAACACAGCAUGGUCCAGUGAGCUGUUGCUCCUCAUUUGCUCGUCACUCAGCUCAGUUAAUACUAUCAGCUCGCAUUUGACUCACCUGAGCGUCACAUGCCACAUUUAUACUGUUAUAUUAUUAUUAUUAUUAUUAUUUAGCCUGUAGAGCGUUAGCUUGGGAAGCGUUGAGGAAAUGUCCGAUAACCAGAGCUGGAACUCCUCCGGUUCCGAGGAAGACAUAGAGCCCAGAGAGGAGCCCGGGCAUCUUGUUGGUGUCGUCGACCUGAGCGGAGUCCUCAGCAAGUGGACAAAUUACAUCCAUGGAUGGCAGGACCGUUGGGUGGUCCUGAAAAACAACACACUGAGCUACUACAAGUCUCAGGAUGAGACUGAGUAUGGCUGUCGAGGUUCCCUCUGCCUGAGCAAAGCUGUUAUUACUCCCCAUGAGUUUGAUGAGUGCCGGCUGGACAUCAGUGUCAACGACAGCGUGUGGUACCUAAGAGCACAAGACCCAGAGCACCGACACCAGUGGAUCAACUCCAUUGAGCUGCACAGGAGUAUCAGAGAGGGGAGGAGAGAGAAGGGAGGAGUCCAGGGAACAAUAAUCAUCCCUCCACCACCGGCGGAUUCUGGAUAUGGCUCAGAGUCCAGUCUGCGGAGACAUGGCUCCAUGCUGUCUCUCACGUCAGCCACCAGCGGCUACUCUGCCACCUCCACAUCCUCCUUCAAGAAGGGUCACAGACUGAGAGAGAAGCUGGCGGAGAUGGAGACCUUCAGAGACAUCUUGUGCAGGCAGGCGGACACACUUCAGAAGUACUUCGAUGGCUGUGCCGACGCCGUGUCUAAGGAUGAGCUGCAGAGGGAUAGAAUUGUGGAGGAUGAUGAGGAUGACUUCCCCAACACCCGGGCAGAUGGAGAGUUUCUGCACAACAACAACGGCAGCAAAGACAAAUUGUUCCAGUCCUUGAGUCCCAAGGGAAUCAAUGGCAUAGACUUUAAGGGCGAGGCCAUCACAUUCAAGGCCACCACAGCCGGGAUCCUGGCCACUCUGUCCCACUGCAUCGAUCUCAUGGUGAAGAGAGAAGACAGCUGGCAAAAGAGGCUGGACAAGGAGAUGGAGAAGAGGCGAAGAAUAGAGGAGGGUUAUAAAUCAGCCCUCAAUGAGCUGAAGAAGAAGUCUCACUUCGGAGGUCCAGAUUAUGAGGAGGGUCCAAACAGCCUCAUUAACGAGGAUGAAUUUUUCGAUGCAGUUGAAGCUGCUCUCGACAGACAGGACAAAAUCGAAGAGCAGUCUCAAACCGAGAAGACGAGGAUACAGAGAUCCAGCCCUCCCCCCCCUGGAGACGUCUAUUCCAGCACUGGCACACACAGAUUCUCUGACAAGCCUCAUAGUCAGUCCUCCCCUGCUCUGAUAGUCAUGGCCCCGCCUCACGAUGUCCACAGAUUCAGCACAGAGGUGGAGGAGAUGGUGCAGAAUCACAUGACCUACUCCCUGCAGGAUGUUGGUGGAGAUGCCAACUGGCAGCUGGUGGUAGAGGAGGGAGAAAUGAAGGUGUACAGGAGAGAGGUGGAAGAAAACGGGAUUGUUCUGGACCCGCUGAAGGCCACCCACUCAGUGAAGGGCGUGACUGGUCACGAGGUCUGCCACUACUUCUGGGACACGUCCUACCGCAACGACUGGGAGACCACCAUUGAGAACUUCAACGUCGUGGAGACGCUGUCAGACAACGCGGCAAUUGUUUAUCAGACGCACAAGCGGGUGUGGCCUGCGUCUCAGAGGGACGUGCUGUACCUGUCCGCCAUGAGAAAGAUCUUGGCCAACAAUGAGAACGACCCGGACACUUGGCUGGUCUGCAAUUUCUCUGUGGAUCACGACGACGCUCAGCCGUCCAGCAGGUGUGUCCGUGCCAAAAUCAACAUCGCCAUGAUCUGCCAGACCCUGGUCAGCCCACCAGAGGGAGACAAAGAGAUAAGCAGAGACAACAUCCUGUGUAAAAUCACCUACGUCGCCAAUGUGAAUCCUGGAGGCUGGGCUCCUGCCUCCGUCCUCAGGGCCGUGGCAAAGAGGGAGUACCCCAAGUUCCUGAAGCGCUUCACCUCCUACGUCCAGGACAAAACUGCCGGCAAACCCAUCUUAUUCUGAGGCUCGCAGGUGACACGGCGCUCUGUCACCUCUGAAUCUGUAUUCAGCACAAACCCGGCAAAGUGACGACAUCUUUCCAGCGUUGAGACACGCGGACAGAACCGCACGUGAGGCUUUGAGGAUCUGCUGCCGUCACCACAACUUCCUCUAAGUGAUUUCCUCCCUUCCCGUUCGUAGCUCGGGGUCAGUUCCAGUACAGGAGGAAGGGAGAUAAUGGCGCCCUCUGCUGGUGACAACCUUUGACCUCUGGGAGAGUUCAUAAUUUAUCACUUUACUUGAUUUUCCCCUUUAUUGUGACUUAACUGAUAAAAUACUAAAUUGUUGUAAUUGACAGAUAAUUUUGAGUGUUUUUAUAAAAAAUAGACACAGCAGUGAGGCCAGCUGUUCUUCCCUCCCCCAUGAAGGCUCCUGCAGCAGCUCCUGAUGCCACAGUUCACUCACAGAGGACUUAAGAGUAGCCAACACAAGUGAUGUCUCCUUUCUUACAGAUAUAUUAAUAUAUAAAUGUAUGUAUGUUCUAUAAGAGGUUUGUAAAAAGAAACAAACAGAUCUUUGCUAAUAGACUGAAAGGUUUUAUUCUUGCCAUUUAUAGUUCCUGUUUGUGAUGCUUUGUGUUUCAUAACUAGUCAUUUCCAAGCUUUCUUUUUAAGCUUAGAUUCUUGAUUGAUUUGAGAUGAAUAUCAUCUUAUUUGUAUUAAGUCCAGAGGGCUGUCAUCGACCCAUGACUCCGAUGAUGUAAGACUUGACCUUCCUGACUCCGUCCCUCUCAUGAAAACACCUCCGGUUGGUGCUGAUGGAGCGACAAGUUGAUGGGAGUUUGUCGUAGAUUCAGUGUAUAUUUUCCGCUUGGCUUUAGUCGUGUCAUUGUACGAUGUUGAAUCGUCAUCUCACAUUUUGAAUGUUGUAAAUAGUCACCAACAUUUCUAUGAAGGUCUGUAAAUCCUUUUUGCGACUGAGUCGAGCCCAGAUGCCUUAGUGUUGCAGGACGCGAUAAAGGAUGCUGUUAGUGCACCUUUGAAAUCACUAGUGAAGUGCCUCAUGGCUAAAACCCCCCCCCCCAUUAAUGUCUGUUCUCCCUGAGGAGUUCAUCACUGAAUGAGUAAAC